CUCUGUGUCCGCAGCGGCGCUCCGUACAUGAACAUCAACCGAAUGAACGGAACGGAUGUCGCGGAUCGGUUAAUUAAACACACCGUGGGCUCCGUCAUCAGCUCGAGCGCGUCCGCCUCGUUUAUUAUACUGCGGGGUGAGUCUGAGGCAUGUCCACCCCAGAGCCCCCGUUGGGUGGGACUCCCUGUGCGGGGCCUUCGCCGGGCCCGGGCCCGUCUCCCGGGGCCGUUCUGGGUUCAGGACUGUCCCCUGGAUCCUCACACAGCAUGAUGGGCCCCAGUCCCGGACCGGCCACUUCCACGGGACACUCCUUUCCUCAGCAAACAUCUGCGGGAUACAGCCAGGAGAGUUUGCAUCAGAUGCACAAGCCUGUGGAGGAGAGCCUUUCAGAAGACGCUCGCUUCAGUCAGAUGAAGGUGGUACCGAUGAGGAUGACCCGUCCUGGGAGCCCGAUGGACCAGCACUCGCAAGGAUACCCGUCUCCGCUGGGCGCUUCAGAACACGUGUCCAGUCCCAUGUCCACCAGCGGGCCUCCAUCAGGUCCUCUCCUGUCCACCGGCUCCAGCUCGGCCUCGCUGGAGGGUGUGGACGGCCAGAACCGCCCGGGAACCCAAAGCGCCGCCUCGGUGUCCGGCACCAGCGUCUCGAGCUCCUCGGCCCCCCCGACACCCUUCAACCAGAGCCAGCUGCACCAGCUGCGGGCGCAGAUCAUGGCCUAUAAGAUGCUGGCGCGCGGGCAGCCUCUCCCAGAACACCUGCAGAUGGCAGUGCAGGGCAAGCGGCCCAUGCCAGGCAUGCCACCGGGACCGUCCCUGACCAGCUUAACCCCGGGGGGGGGAGGAGCGAGCGCCGGCUUCAGCAGAGGACAUGGGAUGGUGGGACCCAACAUGCCUCCUCCUGGACCUUCAGGAAUCCCGGCUGGGGUUCAGGGCCAGAACCACAACGGACCCCCCAAACCCUGGGCUGAAGGUCCGAUGGUGAACGCAGCGACUCCUUCGAAUGCUCCUCAGAAGCUGAUGGCUCCUCAGCCCACGGGACGCCCUUCACCGGCUCCACCGUCGGUGCCACCGGCCGCCUCGCCAGUCAUGCCACCGCAAACCCAAUCGCCAGGUCACCUGACCCACCCUCCCCAGCCCAACACCAUGGUGCCGCUGCACCAGAAGCAGAACCGCAUCACGCCCGUCCAGAAGCCCUGCGGCCUGGACCCGGUUGAGAUACUGCAGGAGAGAGAGUACAGGCUUGAAGCUCGUAUCACUCACCGUAUUCAGGAGCUGGAGAAUCUCCCGGGGUCUUUAGCUGGAGAUCUGCGGACCAAAGCUACUAUUGAGCUCAAAGCUCUCAGACUGCUCAACUUCCAGAGACAGUUGCGUCAGGAGGUGGUGGUUUGCAUGAGACGUGACACGGCUUUAGAAACAUCACUGGACUCCAAGGCCUAUAAACGCAGCAAGAGACAGUCGUUACGCGAGGCGCGGAUCACAGAGAAACUGGAGAAACAGCAGAAGAUCGAACAGGAACGCAAACGCAGACAGAAACACCAGGAGUAUCUCAACAGUAUCCUGCAACACGCCAAGGACUUCAAGGAAUAUCAUCGUUCCAUCACAGCGAAGAUCCAGAAACUGACCAAAGCCGUGGCCACGUAUCACGCUAACACUGAGCGCGAGCAGAAGAAGGAGAACGAGCGCAUCGAGAAAGAGCGAAUGAGACGCCUGAUGGCUGAGGAUGAGGAGGGUUACAGGAAGCUCAUCGACCAGAAGAAGGACAAGCGUCUGGCGUAUCUCCUCCAGCAGACGGACGAGUACGUGGCCAAUCUGACGGAGCUGGUGCGCGCUCAUAAAGCGGUGCAGGCCCUGAAGGAGAAGAAGAAGAAGAAAAAGAAGAAGAAGAAGAAGCUGGAGAGCGCCGAGGGACCGGCCGGGGCUCUUGGACCCGAUGGAGAGCCCCUGGACGAGACGAGUCAGAUGAGUGAUCUUCCAGUGAAGGUGAUCCACGUGGACAGUGGGAAGAUCCUGACGGGAGUGGACGCUCCUAAAGCUGGACAGCUGGACACGUGGCUGGAGAUGAACCCUGGAUACGAGGUCGCGCCGCGCUCGGACAGCGAGGAUUCUGGGUCGGAGGAGGACGAGGAAGAGGAAGAGGAACCUCCCCAGCUUCUGCCCUCUCAGACUCCAGGAGAGGAGAAGAAGAAGAUCCCCGACCCCGACAGCGAGGACGUGUCCGAGGUCGACGUGCGUCACAUCAUAGAACAUGCUAAACAGGACGUGGAUGAUGAGUACGGUAGCGCUGCGUUCGCGCGCGGGUUACAGUCGUAUUACGCCGUGGCUCACGCUGUUACCGAGCGUGUGGACAAACAGUCGUCUCUGCUGAUCAACGGUCAACUCAAGCAAUACCAGAUCAAGGGUUUGGAGUGGCUGGUGUCUCUGUAUAACAAUAAUCUGAACGGGAUCCUGGCGGAUGAGAUGGGUUUGGGCAAAACCAUCCAAACCAUCGCGCUCAUCACAUACCUGAUGGAGAACAAGCGCCUGAACGGACCCUACCUCAUCAUCGUGCCGCUCUCAACUCUGUCCAACUGGGUCUAUGAGUUUGAUAAAUGGGCGCCGUCUGUCGUCAAAGUCUCGUACAAGGGAUCUCCCGCUGCUAGAAGAGCCUUCGUACCACAGCUACGCAGCGGCAAGUUCAACGUGCUGCUCACUACUUACGAAUACAUCAUCAAAGACAAGCAGGUGCUGGCCAAGAUUCGCUGGAAGUACAUGAUCGUGGAUGAAGGUCACCGCAUGAAGAACCACCACUGUAAGCUGACGCAGGUGUUGAACACACACUAUCUGGCGCCGCGGCGUGUGUUGCUGACCGGGACGCCGCUACAGAACAAGCUCCCCGAGCUCUGGGCGCUGCUCAACUUCCUGCUGCCCACCAUCUUCAAGAGCUGCAGCACGUUUGAGCAGUGGUUCAACGCUCCCUUCGCCAUGACCGGAGAGAAGGUGGACCUGAACGAGGAGGAGACGAUCCUGAUCAUCCGGCGCCUGCAUAAAGUGCUCCGGCCGUUCCUGCUGCGAAGACUGAAGAAAGAAGUCGAGGCGCAGCUGCCGGAGAAGGUGGAGUACGUGAUCAAGUGUGACAUGUCGGCUCUCCAGAGGGUUUUGUACCGACACAUGCAGGCCAAAGGAGUUCUGCUAACCGACGGCUCCGAGAAGGACAAGAAGGGUAAAGGCGGCACUAAGACUCUGAUGAACACCAUUAUGCAGCUGAGGAAGAUCUGUAAUCAUCCCUACAUGUUCCAGCAAAUUGAGGAGUCGUUUUCGGAGCAUCUGGGCUUCUCUGGCGGGAUAGUUCAAGGGGCUGACCUGUACCGGGCCUCAGGGAAGUUUGAGGUGCUGGAUCGUAUUUUGCCCAAGUUACGGGCGUCCAAUCACAAAGUGCUUCUCUUCUGCCAAAUGACGUCACUGAUGACCAUAAUGGAGGAUUAUUUUGCGUACCGCAGCUUUAAAUAUCUUCGUCUGGAUGGCACGACCAAAGCAGAGGAUCGUGGGAUGCUGCUGAAGACCUUCAAUGAUCCGGCGUCUCAGUACUUCAUAUUCCUGUUGAGCACCAGAGCCGGAGGACUGGGACUCAAUCUACAGAGCGCCGAUACCGUCAUCAUAUUCGACAGCGACUGGAACCCGCAUCAGGACCUCCAGGCGCAGGAUCGAGCCCAUCGCAUCGGACAGCAGAACGAGGUGCGCGUUCUGCGUCUCUGUACCGUCAACAGUGUCGAAGAAAAGAUCCUAGCGGCCGCUAAAUACAAGCUGAAUGUCGACCAGAAGGUGAUCCAGGCCGGCAUGUUCGACCAGAAGUCGUCGAGUCAUGAGCGCCGAGCGUUUCUGCAGGCCAUUCUGGAGCACGAGGAGCAGGACGAGGUCAGGAGUAUCACUCCUUCUGCGUAUAGUAGGCGACAAACAGAAGAAGAUGAAGUGCCGGACGAUGAGACCGUAAAUCAGAUGAUCGCUCGGAGCGAAGACGAGUUUGACCAGUUCAUGCGCAUGGAUCUGGACCGCCGGCGCGAGGAGGCUCGUAACCCGAAGCGGAAGCCUCGUCUCAUGGAGGAGGACGAGCUGCCCACGUGGAUCAUGAAAGAUGAUGCCGAGGUGGAAAGGCUGACCUGUGAGGAAGAGGAGGAGAAGAUGUUCGGCCGCGGGUCCCGGCAGAGGAAAGAGGUCGACUACAGCGACUCGCUCACGGAGAAACAGUGGCUGAAGGCUAUUGAGGACGGGACUCUGGACGAGAUCGAGGAGGAGGUUCGGCACAAGAAAACGACCCGGAAGAGGAGACGGGACCGGGAUCCGGAUGUGAUUCCCUCCACUUCAGGAGCGAGAGGAGCGAGGGAACGAGACGACGACAGCAAAAGGCAGAAGAAACGAGGGCGUCCGCCAUCAGAGAAGCUCUCGCCUAACCCUCCCUCUCUCACCAAGAAGAUGAAGAAGAUCGUGGACGCGGUGAUUAAAUAUAAGGAGAAUAACGGGCGUCAGUUGAGCGAGGUGUUCAUCCAGCUGCCGUCACGGAAGGAGCUUCCCGAGUAUUACGAGCUGAUCCGCAAACCUGUGGACUUCAGGAAGAUCAAGGAGCGCAUCCGGAGUCACCGGUACCGAAGCCUCAAUGAUCUAGAGAGAGACGUGAUGCUGCUGUGUCAGAACGCUCAAACCUUCAACCUCGAGGGAUCACUGAUCUACGAGGACUCUAUCGUGCUGCAGUCGGUCUUCACCAGCCUGUGUCAGAAGAUCGAGAGAGAGGAAGAGAGUGAUGGAGAGGACAGUGAGGAAGAUGAAGAGGACGAAGGCUCGGAUUCAGAGACUCGGUCGGUGAAGGUAAAGAUUAAACUGAGCCGCAAGGACAGAAGUGCAGAGCGAGGAAGAGGACGCAGGAGAACCGCCAGAACCCGCGCAAAACCUGUCGUUAGUGAUGAUGACACUGAUGAGGAGCAGGAGGAGGAUCGCUCCAACAGCGUCAGUGAGGAGGAGCAGGGAUGAAGAUCCACAAUAAAGAAACUAUUCCAUCGUCCAGUAGAAGAACAUCCUCAUCCUCCUCAGCUCACAGAGCAACCGUACGUUCACACACACUCCUCGUGCGUCUGUGCAGACAGAAGCUCUGUGUGUGUGUGUGUGUGUGUGUGUGUCGAGGCUUUAAACUCUCCCGUGACGCUUCAGACCUGAACGAGAUGUUUCUGUGACACUGAGUAUUAGACAUCGCAGUUUUAGAAGAGCAACGUUUGUGAUCGUCUGUCCAAUAAUUUAUUAUGAACCGUAACUGUCGAUUCUUGCACUAGUGAGUUAUGUGCAUGUGCAAUGUAAUAGUAUAGAAACAGUUAUUAUAUGCUGAUAUGAUCAUUAUUUAAGCU
Rhinichthys klamathensis goyatoka is the source of this 5365-nucleotide messenger RNA. Its product is annotated as transcription activator BRG1. The record is from RefSeq and is a predicted model, not a curated record. Gene Ontology annotation, cellular component: nucleus. The coding region runs from base 150 to 4997 and encodes 1615 amino acids. Lineage: Eukaryota; Metazoa; Chordata; Actinopteri; Cypriniformes; Leuciscidae. The transcript is spliced from 33 exons. Gene Ontology annotation, biological process: positive regulation of transcription by RNA polymerase II. Gene Ontology annotation, molecular function: ATP-dependent chromatin remodeler activity; DNA binding; ATP binding.